Molecule: messenger RNA, 372 nt
Organism: Trypanosoma theileri
Lineage: Eukaryota; Euglenozoa; Kinetoplastea; Trypanosomatida; Trypanosomatidae
Exons: 1
Coding region: 1-372 (123 amino acids)
Source: RefSeq, a predicted model, not a curated record
AUGUGCGGUUGCCGAAAUGCACGGGGCAACUUCGCGAAAGCCACAACCAAACGCGGUGCUCAAAAAACUUUUGAGGGGCUGCUUCCUGUCGUUAGUGAAUGUGGGGAGGGGCAGUCCCGAUUGACUGGAUCCCCGCCGGUUCGCUUCGAAAGGCCGCAGGGCCCCGUUUGCACCUUGUUAUGCGUGUGGCAUCGCUUGAUCGAAGGCCCAGGGGUUCCACAUUGCCCAACAGCACCGUCAGCUUUGGUACGGCGAACCUCCGGCAUCUCCCGUUGGGGAAAAAUAUAUUCGGAUAGCAAACGCAAAUGCGAGCAAGAUGCAGGACACCAUCGACAUGGCAACGGAGAGACUAUCGUUGGCAGGACAGUUUGA